Molecule: messenger RNA, 3277 nt
Organism: Manis pentadactyla (Chinese pangolin)
Lineage: Eukaryota; Metazoa; Chordata; Mammalia; Pholidota; Manidae
Gene: ZFP36L1
Product: ZFP36 ring finger protein like 1
Exons: 2
Coding region: 420-1436 (338 amino acids)
Molecular function (GO): mRNA binding; metal ion binding
Source: RefSeq, a predicted model, not a curated record
GGAGCGGACUCGAAACUUUUCCUCUUUAAGAAAAAAAAGUUGUGCGCGGCUCGCAGAGGGUUUUUUCUUUCUUUUUUUCUUCGCCUUCUUUCCUUGUCUCCCCUCCCCCUUCUUCCUUUUGAAAGUUUCUUUUUUUUUUUCCUGAGUUUGACCGCAUGGCUGAUUCAACUUCAGUGUCAAUCAACUUUUUUUUCCUCCUCUUCCUCAUUUAAAUAAGUUUAAAGCUCCUCCUCCCCCGGCCCACCAAAUCUGAAACUAUAAAUUGGGCUUCUCGCGCCUCAGCCCGAGAGUCAGAAACGCGAGGGGCGCCUGGAGCUGGCGUGUGGGACUCCAGACCGGAGAGCCGGAGGCUGAGCCUUCCCUGCACCGGGACCUUCACGACGCCAGAUUCUUGUCCCUGCCCCGUGCGAGCGCCCACGAUGACCACCACCCUCGUGUCUGCUACCAUCUUCGACUUGAGCGAAGUUUUAUGCAAGGGUAACAAGAUGCUCAACUACAGUACUCCCAGUGCAGGGGGGUGCCUGCUGGACAGGAAGGCAGUGGGCACCCCUGCCGGUGGGGGCUUCCCCCGGAGGCACUCGGUCACCUUGCCCAGUUCCAAGUUCCACCAGAACCAGCUCCUCAGCAGCCUCAAGGGUGAGCCGGCCCCAGCUCUGAGUUCUCGGGAUAGCCGCUUCCGAGACCGCUCUUUCUCAGAAGGGGGUGAGCGGCUGCUGCCCACUCAGAAGCAGCCUGGGAAUGGCCAGGUCAACUCCAGCCGCUACAAGACGGAGCUGUGCCGCCCCUUUGAGGAGAACGGUGCCUGUAAGUACGGGGACAAGUGCCAGUUCGCCCAUGGCAUCCAUGAGCUCCGAAGCCUAACCCGCCACCCCAAGUACAAGACCGAGCUGUGCCGCACCUUCCACACCAUUGGCUUUUGCCCCUAUGGGCCCCGCUGCCACUUCAUCCACAACGCUGAGGAGCGCCGUGCCCUGGCCGGGGCCCGGGACCUCUCUGCUGACCGGCCCCGCCUGCAGCAUAGCUUCAGCUUCGCUGGGUUUCCCAGUGCUGCUGCCACGGCCGCUGCCACGGGGCUGCUGGACAGCCCCACGUCCAUCACCCCACCCCCCAUCCUGAGCGCGGAUGACCUCCUGGGCUCACCCACCCUGCCAGACGGCACCAAUAACCCCUUUGCCUUCUCCAGCCAGGAGCUGGCGAGCCUCUUUGCCCCUAGCAUGGGGCUGCCUGGGGGUGGCUCCCCCACCACCUUCCUAUUCCGGCCCAUGUCCGAGUCCCCUCACAUGUUUGACUCUCCCCCCAGCCCUCAGGAUUCUCUUUCGGACCAGGAGGGCUACCUGAGCAGCUCCAGCAGCAGCCACAGCGGCUCAGACUCCCCUACCUUGGACAACUCAAGACGCCUGCCCAUUUUCAGCAGACUUUCCAUCUCAGAUGACUAAACUAGAGUAGGGAGGGACCCCCUACCUACUCCAUUCCCCCACCCUGCAACCACAUCCCCUACCCUCAUCUCCCUACAACCCCACAUUAAGGUUAAGCUCAGCCCCUUUCCCCCAGAACCUUGGAAUGCCCCUCCCCCCUCUCCCUUUUAACCCCCACCCCCCCAACAAGGACAAGUCAAUUUGUCAGUAGCUUCCUCUGGCUUGAAACCCCCUCCCCUCAAUUUUGUAGCCCACUUACCAUGUGUAACAGACAAGUCCCAUAUUUAUCAGUAGAUGCCUUUUUUCUGGCUUAAGCCUUAAGUGCCAAAUCACAAAAGAAAAAGCAGUUAACAGUUUACAGAAGCAACUUAGUGCCUUGUAAUCUAACUUUGUCACUGUGACUACAUUACCUCUUCAGCGCCAGAGGGCACCCGUGGGCCUCCCAGAGCCUGUGCCCGUGGGGAGGGGAAGGGGACCCAGAACCAGCAGCUCCCUCCACUGGCGACAACUGCACCUCCCCUUAUUUUCAGUCUCCCCCACACUUUCUGCCCCCCACCCCCACCCCCCAGUGCCUUCCAUGCCCCUCUUAGGAGAGUGUUGCCAGACUUGGGUUUGAGGGGGGAGACCUGUCUUGACAUUCAAAACUUUUUUUUUCCCCUACCUGAACCUCUUGACUAAUCUUGCCUGGGUUCGUGUAGGUCUACAGGAAGGAAGACUGAACAAGCGGAUGAAGAUUGUGACUAAGUGGGACUUUGUGAUUUAAUUUUUUUUCUUUUUAAGUGGGGAGGAUGGGGAAGCUAGAUGGACUAUGAGAGACUUGAUUUUGGUGCUAAAGUUCCCCAAUUCAUAUGUGACAUCUUAAAAUAACAACAAAAAAAAGAGAGAAAAGCUGAAAAAAUCAUGUAAGGGGUGAGCAGUUAAUGGUAUUCAUUCCACAUAAAAUAUCUGUGUAAAACGAUUUCCUGUAGAAGUAGCUUUAAUGGUUUUUGCUCUAGAAUACCGUAGGUCUAUCCUUAGAGCACUCACGCCAUGCUUUUUCCCUGGGUUUUAAACUUCAUAUAACUUUCAGAAAUUGGAGAGCAAAAAUUUUGCUUGUCACUGCACAUCAAUAUAAAAAAGCUUAUUUAACUUAUCAAAACGUAUUUAUUGCCAAAACUAUGCUUUUUUUUUGUUAAUUUUGUUCAUAUUUAUCGGGAUGACAAAUCCAUAGAAUAUAUUCUUUUAUGUUAAAUUAUGAUCUUCAUAUUAAUCUUAAAAUUUUGUGACGUGUCUUUCCUUUUUUUCCACAGUUUUAAUAUAUUAUUCUUCAACGACAUUUUUUUGUAACUUUACACUUUUUUUGGUUAUUUUAUUUUAAAAAAAUGAAAAAUUAAUUUAAAAAAAUGCAAACAACUGUUGGAUUAUUUAUUUUAGAAAUUUCCCCCUUUUGUGUUGGACUGCAAAUUGAGUUUCUUUCUCUUUAGGCCUUUCACAACUAGGACUGAGAAUGUAUGUAAAAGUUCUGUGACAGUACAGAAGGAAAACAACUUUUAUGUAUAGUUUCUAAAAGGGAAAAAAAAAAAAGAAACCCUUUUGACUUCCAUGUGCCCAUCUCAAGACAUUCCGAUCACACAUUUGAGGUUCUGGAUUCCUGGUUUGGAGUUUUCCAAUGUAAAUGCAAACAGAACUGGCACACACACACACACACACACACACACACACACACACAUACACACAUUAAGAUGAAUGUAAUUAUUAUUCCUCUUGCUGGUCACUACCGUCGCUUUCUAUUUCUCUUUCUUUGUGUGAAUUUAUUUAAAAGAAAACUUUUUGUAACGACUAUUUGCAGUUUAAAAAUCAAUAAACCCCAUUUUUUCAAGAAA